Molecule: messenger RNA, 1690 nt
Organism: Marmota flaviventris (yellow-bellied marmot)
Lineage: Eukaryota; Metazoa; Chordata; Mammalia; Rodentia; Sciuridae
Gene: Aktip
Product: AKT interacting protein
Source: RefSeq, a predicted model, not a curated record
CUGGCGCUGCAGCCAGAGAUGCUGUCGGGCGGCGACGGCGCUCGGCAGCUGGGGACUCUGCGUUGAAGGCUCUGGGGUAAACCAGUUGGGUAAAGUGAAUGCUGAGGACAGAAGAGUUGGAUAACACGGACCACUGGACUUCUCUGGAGUACACGUUAUGAACCCUUUCUGGAGCAUGUCUACAAGCUCCAUACGCAAACGAUCUGAUGGUGAAGAGAAGACAUUAACAGGGGAUGUGAAAACCAGUCCUCCACGAACUGCACCAAAAAAACAGCUACCUUCUAUUCCCAAAAAUGCUUUGCCCAUCACUAAGCCUACGUCGCCUGCCCCAGCAGCACAGUCGGCAAAUGGCACACAUGCUUCUUACGGACCCUUCUACCUGGAAUACUCUCUUCUUGCAGAAUUUACCUUGGUUGUGAAGCAGAAGUUGCCAGGCGUCUAUGUGCAGCCAUCUUACCGCUCUGCGUUAAUGUGGUUUGGAGUAAUAUUCAUACGGCAUGGGCUUUAUCAGGAUGGUGUGUUCAAGUUCACAGUUUACAUCCCUGAUAACUAUCCAGAUGGUGACUGUCCACGCUUGGUGUUUGAUAUUCCUGUCUUUCACCCGCUAGUUGAUCCCACCUCGGGUGAACUGGAUGUGAAGAGAGCAUUUGCAAAAUGGAGGCGAAACCAUAAUCAUAUUUGGCAAGUAUUAAUGUAUGCAAGGAGAGUUUUCUACAAGAUUGAUACAGCAAGCCCCCUAAACCCAGAGGCUGCAGUCUUGUAUGAAAAGGACAUUCAGCUUUUUAAAAGUAAAGUGGUUGACAGUGUUAAGGUAUGCACUGCUCGUUUGUUUGACCAACCUAAAAUAGAAGACCCCUAUGCAAUUAGCUUUUCUCCAUGGAAUCCUUCUGUACAUGAUGAAGCCAGAGAGAAGAUGCUAACGCAGAAAAAGCCUGAAGAACAGCACAAUAAAAGUGUUCAUGUUGCUGGCCUGUCAUGGGUAAAGCCUGGCUCAGUACAACCCUUCAGUAAAGAAGAGAAAACAGUAGCAACUUAAGAGAUGGUGAAUCUGGUGCACUGUGCACUUUCCUGCUGGACUCUGGCCUAGUUAAAGCAGACUAAUGGCAAAGGACUGCCUGAAGAGUAAACCGUGUGAACCAUAACUGGGUAUCAGUGUUUUCUAUGUAUGUGUAGGUUCUAACAGCAGGUUUGGAAACCUCUCUUUAAGUAAUGCAUUACUUCUGUCAGAAGUGUCUUAGGGUGGUUAUCUAGUUCAGUACUCCAAAUUAUUGGGGACCUUGAGACUUAUGUAUUUUUCUGAAUAUAAUGCUAAAGGUAAGUUGCAUUCAUUUAAACUGAGCAGACAGAAAUCAGAACGAUUUAAUAGUUUUAAAUCAGUGGUUUCAUUUGUACAUGUGUUAGCAUAUGGAGAGGACAGGUUUAGAGAGCAGAUUCUAGAGCUUGGCACUUUUAAGUGGAAGAUUGUUUCAGUCUUCAGCCUGCUGUCUCUGAGGAAUGUUUUAGAGAGGAAACCAGAACACUUGAUCUUAGUUUUUUUUUUUUAAACAAAUUACUUAACUGUAUUUUUAUGGCAGGAGGGAGAAAAAGUGUUAAAACGGUUUCUAAUGAAGUCAGAUAUUUAAAUGAUGAUUGACUAAUGUGUUUAGUAGAUAUGAAAAUAAACCAAUAAAUGAUUGUUCUUUGUCAUUUA